Messenger RNA from Prorocentrum cordatum, 363 nucleotides. Lineage: Eukaryota; Dinophyceae; Prorocentrales; Prorocentraceae. The record is from the annotation of a GenBank genome assembly.
GCGGCGAAGCCGAGUCAAUGGGCGGCGACGUCGUGUCCAGUUUGCAGCACUUCGUCCCGCGCUUGCGGCGAGCGCUCAAUGACUCGCGUCGGCUUUUCUCAACUGGGUCGAAGAACGAGGGUUUGCCCUGUCCGAGGGAGACCGCCAUGGCGGCCGCCAUCCUCGUGAGCUUCAGCGGCUUCCUUCGCCCAGUGGAAGCCAUGCUGCAGGCGAGCCAGCUCACGUCGGACUUCGACCGCGGUUUGGUGCACAUCAACUUCGGCUUCACCAAGGGCGGCAAGCGCGCUGGAGUUGCCGAGCACGUUGCCAUAGACGAGCUCGAGGCUGCGGUACUCUUUGCUCGAGUGAUGGGUAGCGAGCCAG